CAAUACUUGACAAUGGCUGGGGAAAUGUCUAUGAUCGGAUCGGUCAUUCUGGCUCUUUUUCUAGCUGGCUAUUUGGGCCAACAUUAUCUGCCUCCACCGAAACCAAAGGUAAUCGGCCUAGAUCUGGGGACCACUUUCUGCUCGGUGGGAGUAUUCCACCCGGGUACCGGGGAUGUGGAGGUGAUAGGGGAUGAGGAGGGGCGGAAGAGCAUUCCUAGUACGGUGUCGUUCACCCUUACCGAAGUUCUCGCCGGUUACGAGGGUCAGAAUCUGGCCGACAAUGAUCCUCAAAACACCAUCUAUGAUGCCAAGCGGUUUAUUGGAAAAAUAUUCGAACAAGAGCUCCUCGAGCAGGAAAGUGCUCGCUAUCCAUUCAAGGUGAUAAAUAAGAAUGGCAGUGCAGAGUUCUUGGUCACCACCAACCAGACGUUCACAGUUACUCCCGAGUUCAUUGGUUCUCGGCUGCUGCUGAAGAUGAGGAAGAUGGCGGAGCAUCACCUGGGUGUCCCCAUCAAAAGGGCUGUUAUCUCUGUCCCUGCUGAGUUUGAUGAUAGACAGAGGAACUAUACCAUCAGGGCUGCCAACCUGGCCGGACUGGACAUCUUGCGUGUGAUCAACGAGCCCACGGCUGCAGCAAUGGCGUACGGGUUACACAAGGUGGACGUGUUCAACGUGCUGGUGGUAGACCUGGGAGGAGGAACGCUGGACGUCUCUCUGCUCAAUAAACAAGGGGGCAUGUUCCUCACCAGAGCCAUGGCAGGUAACAACAAGCUGGGAGGGCAGGACUUCAGCCAGAGGCUGCUCCAGUACACCAUGGAGAGGGUCCGCCAGCAGUACGGCGUUCCCCCCACCCUCAAAGAGGACAUCCACCGCCUCCGCCAGGCUGUGGAGAUUGCCAAACUCAACCUAACCCUGCAGCCCAGUGCCCACCUCAGGGUACGCCUGCACCUGGAGCCCCAAGGGGACCCCAAGAAACCACCACAGGGGCCCGCCAAGGACCCAAUCCCAGUCAUCUUCCAAGCAGUCAUCACCCGUGAGCUGUUUGAAGAGUUGAACAGCGACCUCUUUCAGAAGGUUCUGGCACCUGUAGAGACAGUGCUGGCCGAGGGCCACCUGGGGAAGGAGGAGGUGGAUGAGAUAGUUCUGGUGGGAGGCUCCACCCGCAUCCCUAGGAUCAGGAAGCUGAUCAGUGAGUACUUUGGGAAGGAGCCCAACACCUCGGUGGACCCAGACUUGGCAGUGGUGACCGGGGUGGCCAUCCAGGCUGGCAUCAUGGGGGGCUCCUGGCCCCUACAGGUCAGCGCUAUAGAGAUCCCCAACAGACACAUCCGCAAGACCAACUUCAAUUGAUCUAGUCUAGAGAGGUGGCAAGGGGCAUAAGGAUGCCACCAGACAGAGACUUGCCAUAUUUAAGGAUGGUCUGCAUUUUAACUGUUAAUUGUCCUUCUCCAUGUGUGCAGUACUCUUGAGGUUAAAAUAUGAUCUUCUUCAGCUCUAAUAAUAGAUACUGGGAUAUAUUCUCACAAAGAAGCUCAAAUUACACCAUCACUUGUUUACGGCUGGCCUAAUUUAUUGGACCAACUGUGGUAGAUUGAAAUGGUAUUCAAUUCAGGGAACGACCUUUUUCUACAGAACUGUGACCAGCCAAUACACCGUCAGCUAUUUAUUUAUUUAUUUCUAGUGAAUGUCUGCAUGUGUGCGAGCGUGUUUGUACUGCAUGGGGGUGGGUGGGUACAGCACAUUAGGAGUAUUUGUUUUUCAGUGGAUGACAACACUCUUCUGCCUUUUCAGAGAGCUGCUGUGGUUGUGUGGAGCUGUACUGUUAGGUUCUGUGCUUUUAAGUCACCUGAUAUGAAGAACUACCAGUCCUAUUGACUAGGGCAGUAUUCUAUUAAAGUUUUGGACCAAAUAUUUUUGCACAUAUUGUUACUAGCGUUACAUUCAAGCAGUAGCCUAUGUUCAGCUUUGCGAGAUGUCGGUUUUGUAUUGGAUAACUGAUGAAUUGUCAAAAUAAGGGGCAUAAAUAUUGCACUUUGAAAAUGAUACUUGUUAGCCAGCAUCAUCAUUCUGGUGCAAUUGCAUUAUAAGAAUCAGAGUACACGGUCUGACAUUUAGUACUUCUAUAUUUUACAUUUUAGUCAUUUAGCAGACACUCUGGAUAAGAGUGAUUUACAGGAGCAAUUAGGAUUAAGCACCUUGCUCAAGGGCACGUCGACAAUUUUCACCUUGUCGGCUUGGGGAUUCAAACCAGGGCCCUUUGGUUACUGGCCCAACGCUCUUAACCACUAAGCUACCUGUAUAUAGAAGUACUUAUUUAAGUGCCAUAAAAAGACCCAAGGCGCCUGUUAGAUGUGUUACCGUGUGCCACAAGACCGCUGGUUGUAAAGUAAUGGUAGUGGCUGUGUUACCGUGUGCCACAAGACCGCUGGUUGUAAAGUAAUGGUAGUGGCUGUGUUACCGUGUGCCACAAGACCGCUGGUUGUAGAGUAAUGCUAGUGGCUGUGUUACCGUGUGCCACAAGACCGCUGGUUGUAGAGUAAUGCUAGUGGCUGUGAGAGCCCCUGGCAUUGGAGAACAAACAUGUUGCUUGAUCAUUUACUAUCAUUAGUCAAUUCUAAUUAUCUCAUGUAUGAAAUGUACAUUCCAAAAUACCAGUGUAGUCAGGGCUGAUGCAGCAGACAAAUGUAAAUACUGUAUACCUUUACCUUUUUGAAUGCAUUCCUUGUUGAACGUGCCUCAGAUAAUGUACUAAUUUCAGUUCUCUGAAGCGAUAUGCUAUAGGAAUUUAUGAGUAUGUAAUUUAAGAUAUUUUUGUACUGCACGUUUUGCUUAUAUUCUUCAAAGCACCCCUCUCAUAUGGCCGCAUCAGAUAUCUGCUUGAACUACAUGCUGCUUUUCAACAAAAAAAAUUCAGAAUUUCCCUAAAUACCAUUAUUGAAUUUCUGUAGUGAAAAUUGUAUUUUCUUCAUUACAAACAAAUCCAUUCAAACAGAGAUUGCCACUGAGGUAAGGGGAAAAAUCAACAUUCAGAUGCGGUCCUCAUUUCAUGACAGACUGACUUUCUAGUGCAGGUGGAAGUUAAAUAAAAAUAACAUUUGUGAUAAUGUUCCCAGCACAUCGAGUGUUAAAAUCUUGCAAAAUCCAUUUACAAUUAUCACUAGCUUCUUCAGCAAUGUGGUAACAUCAUAGUUUAUUUAACUAGGCAAGUCAGUUAAGAACAUUAUUUACAAUGACAGCCUAGGAACAGUGGGUUAACUGCCUUGUUCAGGGGCAGAAUGACAGAUUUUACCUUGUCAGCUCUGGGAUUCGAUCUAGCAACUUUUUGGUUACUGGCCCAACACUCAAACCACUAGGCUACCUGCCACCUCAAUCCAUAAUUGAGGGAAAAAAAUAUCAGUAUAACAGAGAUCCACAAUGGUGUUAGUUACUGGCAUGGGCCAGUAAUAUAACACAGUGCCUUCAGAAAAUAUUCCACGUUGUGUUACAGCCUGGAUUAAAUAGUGUGGCAGACCAGGGGGUUUGGUCAAGACCUUUACCCAUAUCAGACAGAGAAGGAUUAGAUGAAAAAGGAUAGGUCUCCCCUAUGAGACCCUCUCCGGGAUGCUGUCUUCCGGUAUUCCAGGUCUGGUACAAAACUGAACUCCCUCUUCUUACCUCUGCAACUGUCAACAAUACCACUGGAGUCCUUUCUUCCCCCCAUUCCUCCUGUGUGCUGCCCUUCUGGCAGCUUUAUGGGCCUUGCACAGCUGGUGAGCAAUCAGCCCCAAUUAGUCCUGGCACGUCCAUCAGAUGGAGACAUCGCCUCGACGAGUCUCCCCCUGGUGGCUGACCUGCUGUACGCCACAGAUUUUUACACACAAUACCCCAUGAAAAUGAAGACAUGUUUUUAGAAAUGUUUGCAAAUGAAAUACAUAAACCAAAUGUACUUGUUA
Molecule: messenger RNA, 3932 nt
Organism: Salmo salar (Atlantic salmon)
Lineage: Eukaryota; Metazoa; Chordata; Actinopteri; Salmoniformes; Salmonidae
Gene: stch
Product: Stress 70 protein chaperone microsome-associated 60 kDa protein
Molecular function (GO): ATP binding; ATP-dependent protein folding chaperone
Source: RefSeq, marked provisional